Ceraceosorus guamensis is the source of this 1380-nucleotide messenger RNA. RefSeq names its product MFS general substrate transporter. The record is from RefSeq and is a predicted model, not a curated record. Gene Ontology annotation, cellular component: fungal-type vacuole membrane. Gene Ontology annotation, molecular function: transmembrane transporter activity. Gene Ontology annotation, biological process: transmembrane transport. Bases 1 to 1380 code for a protein of 459 amino acids. Lineage: Eukaryota; Fungi; Basidiomycota; Exobasidiomycetes; Ceraceosorales; Ceraceosoraceae. The transcript is spliced from 2 exons.
AUGGAAGAGCGGCAUCCAGCAUACUCUGAGGCUCACUCUCGUCCCAGCGAUGCAACAGCGCUCAAGGGAGAUUACAGCGACCCCGUCAGUCCUGAUCGAGCCGUCACCACUCCUUCUCCUCCGCCGACUGCCGCUCCUCUCAACCCUGCACCAUCAUCUGCACCCGCUGGUCCAACCUUUCCGGAUGGAGGCUUGGACGCUUGGCUGACCGUCUUGGGGGGCUUCCUCACCUUCUUUGCUGGUCUCGGUUUCAUCUCCUCCUACGCUGUAUUCCAAGCAUACUACGCGCAGAAUCAGCUGCAAGGACGAAGUGAGGCUGCCAUUGCUUGGAUCGGUUCCAUUCAGCUGUGGGGCAACUUUGGUUUCGGCUUGCCCGCCGGUAUCCUCCUUGACCGCUACGGCCCAAAGGUCCCCAUGCUCCUCGGCACUGCGCUCAUCGUGCUCGGCACCAUGACGACUUCGGCUUGCCAGGAUCAGCAGUACUAUCAGUUCUUCCUCUCGCAGGGCUUGUGCUCCGCCUUUGGCUAUGGCUUGGUGUUCAAUCCCGCACUCAGUGUGCCCAAUCAGUGGUUCCUGAAAAAGAGAGGUCUCGUUGGCGGCCUGGUGGUGGGCGGAACUUCAUUCGGUGGUGCGCUCUGGCCAGUGAUGCUGAACCGCAUGCUCAACUUUGAUGGCGUCAGCUUCGGCUGGACGCUGCGAGCCUGCGCUUUCAUCCAGCUCGCCCUGCUUCUUACCGCCACCAUGCUCAUCAAGACUCGCUUCCCGCGCAAGAUGAUCAAGGGACCGCCUCCACUCAAGGAAAUGUUUACCAGUCUGCGCUUCAACACCUUCACCUUUGCUGAGCUGGUCGGCUUCUUUGGUCUCUAUUCGCCCUAUAUCUUCAUCUCCGCCUACGGUGUUCAUCGAGGAGCCUCGCUUUCCACCUCAUUCUACCUCUCCUCGGUUCUCAACGCUACCUCGUUCUUUGGUCGUCUGCUCGUCGGUCUCGGCUCUGACAAGCUCGGCACUUUCAACACCAUCACCAUCAGCACGGCCAUCACUGCUCUCAUCGCGUGGACCUGGCCCGCAGCAACCACCAACGCUGGCAACUUUGUCUGGGGCGCAUUCUACGGGUUUUGGGCUGGCGCAGUCGUCAGUCUCUUGGCGCCGUGCGUUGCGCGCAUCGCUUCCAGCCCGCGUGUCAUUGGCCAGUACGUCGGCGUCAAUACUACCAUCGCCGCGCUCGGCGUGCUUGCUGCAGAACCGGUCGCUGGGCGCCUCAUCAGUAACAACAGGGGCGAUUUUGAUGCCGCGCAAUUCUUCAUCGCUGCCAUGAUCACCGCUUGCGCCAUCCUCUUUGCCUGCGCCCGUCUCACCAUGUCGCGCGACCUGAAGGUGUAA